Coregonus sp. 'balchen' is the source of this 8552-nucleotide messenger RNA. Lineage: Eukaryota; Metazoa; Chordata; Actinopteri; Salmoniformes; Salmonidae. The record is from the annotation of a GenBank genome assembly.
UUUGCAGGUGUCCAUCCAGAGAGUGCGUGUUGAACAGUAAGAUGUCCAUGGUCCUGUUUGCCUCGGUGUUGCGGGUUGGGGAUGGUCUACCCCUGUCUGCCUCCACAGACUAUGAGCAGGACAAAGGCCUACAGGAAACCAAAAAGCAUGUCAAAGCUCUGUCCAAGAAACUCGGCCAGUUCCCAGACCGCUGUGCUCUGAAGACUGGACAGUACAAUAUCAAGUAAGUCUGGCUUUACUGUGAAUCAUAAAGUGGUAUUAUCCAACAUUUUAUAUAAACUCUUGUUGUAGACUUUGAUAUUACCACCACCCAAAGUUGCUAGCAGUUCUCUAUACCGGCGAGACAGCAUCCGAAGCCGCGUCCUCAGAACAUGUGCAGACCAGCUGGCUGGAGUGUUUAUGGACAUAUUCAAUCUCUAUCCCAGGCUGUUGUCCCCACUUGCUUCAAGAUGUCCACCAUUGUUCCUGUGCCCAAGAAAGCGAAGGUAACUGAACUAAAUGACUGUCACCCUGUAGCACUCACUUCUGUCAGCAUUAAGUGCUUUGAGAGUUAAGGAACAUAUGACCUCCACCUUACCCGACACCCUAGAUCCUCUACAAUUUGCAUACUGCCCCAACAGAUCCACGGAUGACGCCAUCGCACUGCCCUAUCCCAUCUGGACAUAAGAAAUAUCUAUGUAAUAAUGCUGUUCAUCGACUACAGCUCAGCCUUCAACACCAUAGUGCCCUCCAAGCUCAUCACUAUGUUCGGGCCCUGGGUCUGAACCCAUCCCUGUGCAAAUGGGUCCUGGAUUCCUAACGGGCCCACCCCAGGUGGUGAAGGUAGGCAACAACACCUCCACUAUGCUGAUCCUCAACACGGGGGCCCCACAAGGGUGCGUGCUCAGCCCCCUCCUGUACUCCCUGUUCACCCAUGACUGGGAGGCCACGCAUGUCUCCAACUCAAUCAUCAAGUUUGAAGACGACACAACAUUAGUAGGCCUUAUUACCAACAACGACGAGACAGCCUACAGGGAGGAGGUGAGGGCCCUGGUGGAGUGGUGCCAGGAAUAAACCCAUCUCCCUCAAUGUCAACAAUAUGAAGGAACUGAUCGUGGACUUCAGGAGACAGCAGAGAGAGCACUCCCCCAUCCACAUCGACGGGGCCACAGUGGAGAAGUUCCUCGACGUGCACAUCACUGACAACCUGAAAUGAUCCAUCAACACAGUGUGAAGAAGGCGCAACAGUGCUUCUUCAACCUCAGGAGGCUGAAGAAAUUUGGCUUGGCCCAUAAAACCCUCACAAACGUCUUCAGAUGCACCAUUGAGAGCAUCCUGUCAGGCUGUAUCACCGCCUUAUAUGGCAAUUGCACCAUCCACAACCGCAGGGCUCUCCAGACGGUGGUGCGGUCAGCCCAACGCUUCACCGGGGGCACACUGCCUGCCCUCCAGGACAUCUACAGCACCCGGUGUCACAGGAAGGCCAAAAAGAUAAUUAAGGACCUCAGCCACCCGAGCCAUGGCCUGUUCAUCCCGCUUCCAUCUAGAAGGCAGAGCCCGUACAGGUUCAUUAAAGCUGGGACCGAGAGACUGAAAAACAGUUUCUGUCUCCAGGCCAUCAGACUGUUAAAUAGUCACCACUAGCCGGCCUCCGCCCAGUACUCUGCCCUGAACUUAGCCACUGUUACUUGCCGGCUACCACCCGGUACUCUACCCUGCACCUUAGAGACUGCUGCCUUAUGUACAUACAUAGUCAUUGAACACUGGUCACUUUAAUAAUGUUUACAUACGGUUUUACCCAAUUCAUAUGUAUAUUCUGUAUUGUAGUCCAGGCUUAUCCUAUAUAACUACUGCUGUACACACCUUUUCAUAUACUGUCCAUAAUGUCUAUACACACCAUCAUAUAUUUAUAUGUUCUGAUAUUUCUUAAUUCCUUUCUUUGAAUUUUUGGGAUUUGUGUGUAUUGUUAGGUAUUAUUGCACUGUUGGAGCUAUAAAACAUAAUCAUUUCGCUGCACCUGCGAUAACAUCUACAAAAUAUGUGUACGCGACCAAUAACAUUUGAUAGUUUAAUUUUGCUUUGAAUAUCGGUGUUAUCACUCUGUCCUCAUUUUAUAAAAUGCUUAGAGGCCAUCUGUUUACAUGGAAAUGGGUUAUUAGCUAAUUGGUCCCAUUAAGACAGAUAUAGGUUUGAAUAAAAGGAGCGCACACAUGCACAUCCCUCUCUCCAGCAGCAAGGUUGGUUGGCCAUCCACUCUACAGUCUGAAGCCUCAUUUGAUUUUUCAAGGCCCAACAUUGGCCUUGACACUGUGAAGGAAGGUGACGGCGGACGUGCCAGGCAGCAUUUAAAUCACUGGUUGAUUUAAAGAUCCUUUUGGGCAAUGCCUAACUCGGAUGUAUUGGACUUUUUUGAGGGGUUCUGCUCUGAGUGGGUGGGGCUGUGAUUUUAGUCAGUCCCUGCCUGUCACUCUCCAAAUGACUGUUAUUCAUCAUAAGCAAAGGGGGGAAAAAGAGCGUGAGCUCGCUAUCCCCACUUCCCCUUCUCCUUUUAAUGCCUGUUUGGUGUGAGUCGUGUUCUUUCUGUGAAGAAAUUCACAGUGGUAAACAUACUGGCAUCACUCUGCUCUACAAUGCAGCCACACAACUAACAAGCCUUCAAGCCACCUGAUGUUGAAUAGAUUUUCUGUAAUUUUAUUGAUAGAUUGGUUGAAAACACCAUUCUUUGUUGUGUUAGGCUAUAUCUUAGAGAUGGUCAUUUUCCACACCGAUAGGAUGAUGCCAGUGUUUGUUACAGAUAGGUCUAUCUCAUGACAAUGCAGCUAGGCUACAUUCAUUGAAUUUUGUCUUGAAGAACAUCACAUGCAGGGACAUUUCUUAGUUCUGGAUUUGUGUACUUAGAUACUGUACUUCCCACUGUUCAGCACUGUAAUUGCAGUAGAUGAUAGUCAUCCAAGGUAAUCUUGGUGUGUGUUAGUUUCACCAGCUCUCUGGGACUGGGAUAUCUGAUGGUGUGUACAGAGAACUACCCCAAUGUCCUGGCCUUCUGUUUCCUGGAUGAGCUGCAGAGAGAGUUCAUCAUCACAUACGACAACAAACGUGUCAACAGCGCUGUGAGGCCAUACUCCUUCAUAGAGUUUGGUGAGUCUCUCCUCUGUUUUCCCUAGCCUGGUCCCAUGUCUGUGGUCCUGUAACCAACUCCUAUGGUCGGUAUGACAUGACAAAUGGCCAUACAUUGGCAAGACCGCAGGAUCUGUGACCAAGCUAUGUUUUCCCUACAAAUGCACAUUUUGCCUUACUGUCAAAUCAAACAUAGGGUUUCCCUGUUUUGAAGCAACACUUUCAAAUUGAAACCCUGUUUUACCUAUAUAAUUACUAUUAUCAUACUAAUCAUUCUAUUUUUAUGGUUGUACCAUUUUCGAAAUUCUUUUGAUAGAGCAAGUAUAGACUGUACCAGCAGAUGCUGCUAUGACAUACCUUUCCAGCGUAGGUUGUAUUUUCAUGAUAAAUAUGUCCAACCAUUCUCAAACCGUUGUUGUGUUACUGCCACUUCCAGACAACUUCCUCCAGAAGACGAAGCAGCGCUACAAUAGCCCCCGCUCUCUGUCCACUAAGAUCAACCUGGCUAACAUGCAGACAGAGCUCAAGCUGCGACCGACAUACCAGCUGUCCCCUGAGGACCUAGGAUCCAUCAACAACUUCUCAUACCGCACGGCCUCCAAGUACAAGGGCAUAGGUAGGUUCCACACAUGCACGCACCAGGGUUUCCCUUAGCCGGUAAUAGCCGGCUUUUGUCCGCUAAUAAAAUUGAAAAGCUUAUGAAUAAAAUUGGUGCCGGCCGAUUGUCCAGGAGAAUAAAAAUUCCCAUUGUGAAAUAAUACUUUUUAGCCUAUUCAAUUAUGGAAAUACCAGUCGCUGUGAAUACAUUUGACUGGUCAUGCUUAUCGUUCUAUAGGUUAAUUUGCAUAAUUAGUUGAAUUAAAUUGGCACGUGUGUACAGUAUAUUCGUUAUGUAUCUUAUUUAUCACACGCAUACAGAUACAGAGCCUUUGCGUGAAAAAUCUGUCAGACAGCGCAAGAGCUUCUGCUGCAGAAGUAUGUGGAAAAAUACUAAGUCAAAUCAUGAAGUCAGUGAUCUUCAGGUCGGAAAGUCGGAGUUCUAGAAAGAGGCCCGAGAUUCCGAGUUGGAUGACCGUUUAAAUAGAUUUUUUUUAUUUUUUUUGACUUGAAUGCUCGGAAGUCGGAGAUUUCCGAGUUCACAGUUUUGAACGCGGCAUCAAACGGCAACGGAAGGCAGGCUUAAUCAGCAUGUCACACACCACUUUGCAAUGAGCUGGAGGCAGUAUGCAUUUUGAAGACAUAUACUUAGUUGUUUGAAACCUGAACAUUUUAAUACAUAUUAUGAGGCAUGUCUUACCUUGCUUCAAAGUAUGAAAAUGUAUGCACUCACUAACUGUAAGUCGCUCUGGAUAAGAGCGUCUCCUAAAUGACUAAAAUGUAAAAUGUAAGUAGCCUAUCAGAUCUCUUCUCUUCCUACAUUUAUAACGGAUAUUUUCAUCUGUCAUAUGAAACUGCUCGCAUGUGCUGUGCCAUUUUGACAACGGUGUUUUCACGCUAAUUACAUUAUGGAAAGAACAUUUGUACAUAGCCUAAUGCCUUGUGCACAUUGCUGUGUUUAUAAUGUGAAGAAAUAAAAGUUCAUCAACAUUUUUAAGCUAAACGUUCUGAUCUAUUGCAUCAGACUCACUGUUUUUUAAUGUUUAUUUUUAUGUAGCCUAGGCCAACUUGUUGUGUACUGUCCCAGAGUGUUUGGAAUAGGCUAUUUCUUUCUCGACAAGCUAAGCAAUAGAAUAGGUAGCCUAGACUUUUCUACUAUAGUAGAUUGACAUACUGUAGACUAGAGAUUUUUGUUGGCUGAGACCUUUUUCAAUCAAAGCGCCUAGCUGCCUUUGAUGCUUUUAGGCACUGUAAAAAAUGACUCUUCACGUAAGCUUUAACAUAACCACUUAACUGUGUACUGAUUGACAAAUGGAUUUCAUUUGCAUUCCAUCCUCCUCAUUCUAAUCCUCCCUUUUCCCAUUUACUGUAGGUAACUCCCAUUGUCAUGUUAGCACGUUUAAAAUGGCUUCCAUCCAUUCCAUACCUCAUGGACAGCUUGGUUGGGAACAUAUUGGAACAGAGCCAAAGUUAAUCACAUGACAGCCCUAUAGGGGCAGCUCUCUGAAGGACACCUUACCCUGCAGCUGUCGUGUGUGUGUGUGUGUGUGUGUGUGUGUGUGUGUGUGUGUGUGUGUCUGGCCCGGCCCCUCCAUUAGUGAUCCCUGACUGAGACGGGCCUCCACAGAGCCCCUUGCCUGCCACUCCUGACGCUCUGGAUCAGUAACCCCUCUGUUGACACCUUCACACCUCUGUAACCCCAGCUAAGUGAUUCUGUCCUGGGUCACCACAGCUCCUCUGUCUCCCUCAAGAACCACUGCUUUCCUAUCACUCACUGUGGAUAGGGGAAGAGUAGGAAGAAUGAUCAUCACAACAUUGUCAUAGCGCUAUAGUUAAGAUUUCCACAUUUUGGGUUUGAAUCAGUGGUUUCUUUUCAGAUUUGGGGAGAAUUCUAAGAUUGCACAUUCAACUGGAGGCCCGCGGGCCAGAUCCCACCCUUUUAUCAAUUUAGCCUUGCCCCUUGUUACAGGCUGGCUGAUACCUUGUCAUCUAAAAUGCUUAAAAGAGGAACUGCGAUAUAAAUAGUUAUAAAAGCAUUUCAUUUAUUUAAAAAUCAGCAGACUUCCAAAGUAAACGCACAUGGCUGAUGGCUAAAACAAAUGGCUCUUCCACACAGUCAGGAAACAUACCUUUUCAAGAAAACACAGGCCCCGAUUACACAUUGCAGGCACCUGUGCCGAUUUGCCACUCCCACCAAUUAGGCAAUACAGUGAGCGAUGCGCUACAACCGGACAUGUUUGGAGAUGAUAGAAAGCGCAGGUUAUGGAUUAAAUGAAUGCUGAAUUGAUACAGAAAAUAAGUAACAUUGCAUCACAAUGAAUACUUUGAACGAAAUAUUUAAAAAUAUUAAUUUAGUCCAUAGUGAACAUGCAUUUCGGGGGGGGGGGGGGGAAUCUGACAUUUAUUGUCAAAAUGACAAGUGCUACUAGGCCUAAUAGUGUGGUCUCUAGUGCUAAUUUGGCGUGUUUUUUAUUUAUUAAUUUUUCUUCCUAUGAAUUUGGCUCUAGCCUUUGAAUGGUUUGGGCUAUAACCCCAUGCAUGAAAACUAAGACUCUCAGGAACACAUACGUGUCUUCUGUUUCUCUCUGAUGCAACAUGUUAGAACCUAAUGACUGGGGAAAAUGAAUUCAAAGCAUACUUCCUUCAGACUGGAAUUAGGCUACUUGAUUGCCAUAUUUGUGUUAUAACUUUUAUUGAGAUAAUGGCAAUAAGUCCAGAUUCAAAUUUCCUUAAAUAAUUUGUACACACAUUUGUUUCUUAAAACAGAGAAUCAAAUAAAUAGCUUGCUGGUCCAUGUUAUCUCUAUCUCUGUUAGGGGAGUAAAGAGGAAACAUGUUUUCAGAGGAUUUUAAAACUACCUGAUUACUUUAAUCAACAUUUAAGUGCUUUGUAUGGUAUAUGUGUGUUGUUUUUGAUAGUUCUUCUGAAGAGGAUCACAUUCAGCAACCCUGGCAUCCAGUAGACCCAUUGGAUAACAUGUCCUAAUCAUCUAAGACCGAAACCCAUGUUCAGACUCCUGAUAAUUACCCCAAACACAUUCAUAUGAUUGUUAUUAUUAGCCAAUUAACUAAUAAUUUAGCUGUAGUGGCACCGCCCAUUAAUCCUAUUGGUCUGCAUCACUUGGAGGCCAUUCUAGAGUGAGCUCAGCGUCCCACAAUCCUGAGCUGUGGUGGGGAAGCAACGUGAUGAAGAUGACAGGGGCAGAGAUGCCUCUUUUCCUUAGACAUUGUAGUUUCUAGUUUUGCUGUUGGUGUAAAUAUCUUUCUGGGGUUUUGUCAGAUGUUGUUUUUGUUGGUGUCUGGCCCCUCAGCAAUUAACUUUUGGAAAAUGUGGCCCCCAUAAGAAUAUAGUUGAAUAGCCCUGGUGUAGUGCUUUACCAUUUAUUUUUCACCUAUUCUCAGAACCCAUAAACUAAUCCUGCUCUAUGUAGCUAUUUUUCAAAUUUAUAUUAAUUUAGUCACAAGACUACUUUACACCAAACCCUAAGUCAGUGAAGUCUCUGGCAGGGAGUGUGUAUUGUGAUCCUUCAGGACAGAAUGUGGCGGUUUUAUUUCAAUCAGUAGAGCUUCUUAAUGUGUCUAUGGCUCAUUGGCCAGCAGGUCAUUACUGCUGAUUCUGAACAGUUCCCUUCCUCUCCUCCCAGCUCCCAGCCAGCAGCUUGAGCCUGUGUGUCUACCUGGCGUUGUCUCCUGUGUGCUAAGCAUCCUCUGUGGAGGCCUCAAUCUACUCCGAGGGGUUCAUGCCAUAGAGAGCGUUAUGCAGGUACAGUAAGACCAUAGAGAUGCAUUGCAUUAUUCUAUUUCAUUCUAUGGGUAUGACAAAAGUGAACACCUGUAGCUAUAAUAUGUCAAACCAAGCCUUUUCAUAGGAAUCAUUUAAACACCUCUUAGUUGGAGAUACGCUUAUUGCAUUUCAGGGGCUAUUUUUGUCCAGUGCUUUUGUUAGCUGGUUUCUUGUUGUUUCACCAAGCCUUUUUGAAAGCCUACCUGCUGCUAAACAUUCAGUGGCUAUACUUUAAUUGACCUCAAUCUAUUCUUCUCCCUUCCUUCUCUACCUCCUUACCUUCCUGUGCAUCCGCAGAAUGACGACCACGAAGACUUUAAUUACGUGAUUGCCUUUUUCCUGGGCACAGCAGCCUGUUUGUAUCAGGUAAGUGAUAGUUAGUAAGAGCUGCCCGGCUGACACUGUGCUGACUGACUAACAACCCUGCACUUUACAUCACAGCAUGAUUUACAUCACAGCUCUCAUUGUACAGAGGGGGGUGUUAGUUUGACCAAGAUACUUUUGUGUAUAUAUACUGUAUGUGGACAUCGCUUCAAAUUAGUGGAUUUGGCUAUUGGUCGUGUAGUCUAGCUACAGUUUUCACAUAAUUGUGCUCUGUAAGUGUCCUUGGGUACACUGAAAAGUGCAAAAAAUAUGUUUUUGAUGCAGUCUAUGGCUUUUUUUAGAUUGCUGAUUGACGCUUGCACUAAAUAAUUGGGGUGUUCUUCAUUUAAAAUCAUUGAUCGUUACUCUCUUGGUCAAAUAAUUGGACAUGGUUUGAAAGCAAAGAAAGAUUGGUGUCCUGCAAGGGAUCUUCAUUUCCAAUACAAUGCAGGAGCUCUAUUGUUCUCACAGAAGUUGAUCUCUCUCUCUCUCUUUCUCGCUCUCGCUCUCUCUCUCCUCAGUGUUACCUGUUUGCGUACUUCUCUGUGUGGAGGAACAGUAAGUCGUUCCUGGCCUUCGCCCUGAUCUGUCUGUCCAACAUGUACCUGUAUGAACUGAGGAACGUGUGGCAGAUCCUCUUCCAUGUGACUGUAGGGGCCUUCACGACACUACAGAUCAGACUGAGGCAGCCGCAGGGCAAAGCUCCGGACUAC